Molecule: messenger RNA, 1200 nt
Organism: Ostrea edulis (European flat oyster)
Lineage: Eukaryota; Metazoa; Mollusca; Bivalvia; Ostreida; Ostreidae
Product: isonocardicin synthase-like
Exons: 1
Coding region: 1-1200 (399 amino acids)
Source: RefSeq, a predicted model, not a curated record
AUGGAGAACGAUCCAGCAUUGAAAUCUACAAUAGCAAUAACCAGCUAUGAUGGAAUUUUUAAAGGCAUGUAUGACAAAGAAAUUCAAAAUAUGUUCAUGGACAUUCGAAUAUGUCUUUCUAAAGGAAACUGGACACAAGCUCAAGACAUUUUAAAACAAGCAAUCAUGGGAUCAGAACGAAGCCCGGGAGAUAAGAAAACUCUGUUGACACUCAGCGAUGAGAUUGCUAGAUACUCGGCUCAGAGAAUCGAUCCGACGACCGUCAUGAAGGAAGAUGCAAGCUGGGACGAAGUUUAUCAGAGACCUAUCUCACGGAUAGACGUCAGUUUGUAUGGACUGCCCCAGGGCGUGUUCUACCUAAACAUCGAUGUCCCGGGAUCUCCGAACCCGAUCCGAAUAUUAGGUAGGAAGGUUCUUUCCGACUUCUGGAUGAAAAACAAGAUUCCGGAGUUAUACUGCAGCUUCAUCUCGGCUGACAUGCUCCUGGGAAUAUUCUGGGAUCAAAGAGUCACGGAGAACAAAGUGACGGUGCAUUACUACCCGUUUGAAAAAUCCGAAAAAUUGUACGCUAUGGAUCAAGUUAUGAAGAGUUCAUACGGUCUCCCGGAGUUGGUUUUUCCUUAUCCGUUGCUCAGGCAGACGACCCACCAAGAGCUGUGUUCCUCGCCAGAGGGCUGGGUGAUCGAUGACGCGUUUGACGUCAUGCUUGGUUGUGGUGAAGAAAGAAUAAGAGAAUACACAAUCAAAUUCAUAGGAUCUACAAAAACAAAGAACGCCAUUCUCUAUGAUCCAGCUUGUUCUACAGGGGUGUUCCUGUCCACGCUUAAAAACGCAUUUCCCGACGCUUACACAAUCGGUCAAGAUCUCAGCAAGCAAAUGGUGGACAUUUCCCGCCAGAGGGUCGAUGAGGUACAUUGUGGGAAUGCCAUGGAACCAAAAAUAAAACAAGGAACUGCUGAUUUCUGCUUCGUUCGUUUUCUGAACUCGGAGGUAGUGAAAUCGACUGAGGCCGAGGAACUGUUGGUUGCCUUGUUACCAACCGUAAAAAGGGGCGGAUACAUGAUAACCUUCGGCCACACCCCUGUACUCCUGUCGUCUGCUAACUAUAAAGCCAUUCCAGGCUUUAAGAUUAUUCAAUGCAUUGCAACAGCUGUAGAUAACUCUGGAAUUUUUCAGUAUUAUGUUUUGCAAAGGUUGUGA